This is a messenger RNA of Podarcis lilfordi (Lilford's wall lizard), 6192 nucleotides long. Lineage: Eukaryota; Metazoa; Chordata; Lepidosauria; Squamata; Lacertidae. The record is from the annotation of a GenBank genome assembly.
GGAGGGGGUGGGGCCGCGAUGCGGAAGGCGGGGCGAGCGAGCGAGCGGGUCGCGUGAGGCGGCGGUUCGCGAUGGCUGAGGAGAUCAGCAAAGCGCAGGUGGCGCAGCCGGGAGGGGACACCAUCUUCGGGAAGAUCAUCCGCAAAGAGAUCCCGGCGAAGAUCAUCUUCGAGGACGAGAAGGUGAGGAGGAGGGCGACGGGCUGAGCGGAGACCCCGGCGGGGCCUGGCAGCACCGCGAAGGGCCAGCGGCUGAGGGAGACCUGCGCUGGGCCUGGCCAAAGGCCCGCCCUCGAAGCUGGGGGACGGGGGCUCCGUCCGCAGUGGUCGAAACUCGGCUAUAUAAGCUGGGCGCCAAAAGGCUCCUUCAACCUUCAAGAAGGACACUGACAAACUGGAAUGUGUCCAGAGGAGGGCAACCAAAAUGGUCAAAGGCCUGGAAACGAUGCCUUAUGAGGAACGGCUAAGGGAGCUGGGCAUGUUUAGCCUGGAGAAGAGGAGGUUAAGGGGUGAUAUGAUAGCCAUGUUCAAAUAUAUAAAAGGAUGUCACAUGGAGGAGGGAGAAAGGUUGUUUUCUGCUGCUCCAGAGAAGCGGACACGGAGCAAUGGAUCCAAACUACAAGAAAGAAGAUUCCACCUAAACAUUAGGAAGAACUUCCUGACAGCAAGAGCUUCUUCGACAGUGGAAUUUGCUGCCAAGGAGUGUGGUGGAGUCUCCUUCUUUGGAGGUCUUUAAGCAGAGGCUUGACAACCAUAUGUCAGGAGUGCUCUGAUGGUGUUUCCUGCUUGGCAGGGGGUUGGACUUGAUGGCCCUUGUGGUCUCUUCCAACUCUAUGAUUCUAUGAUUCUAUGAUUCUAUGAUUCUAUGAACCAAGGUCUCAGGUUUAAUGGAAUGGUUCGCAGAAAAAUGAGAUGGUUCAGUGGUACCUCAGGUUACAUACACUUCAGGUUACAGACUCCGCUAACUCAGAAAUAGUACCUCAGGUUAAGAACUUUGCUUCAGGAUGAGAACAGAAAUCGUGCUCCGUUGACGCGGCAGCAGCAGGAGGCCCCAUUAGCUAAAGUGGUGCUUCAGGUUAAGAACAGUUUCAGGUUAAGAACAGACCUCCAGAAUGAAUUAAGUUCUUAACCCGAAGUACCACUGUAUUAAAAUGUGCAAUUGAAAAAGUGUUUUUCUAUGUUUUUAUAAAGGUAAAGGGACCCCUGACCAUUAGGUCCAGUCGUGGCCAACUCUGGGGUUGCGAUGCUCAUCUCGCUUUAUUGGCUGAGGGAGCCGGCAUACAGCUUCCAGGUCAUGUGGCCAGCAUGACUAAGCGGCUUCUGGCGAACCAGAGCAGCGCAUGGAAACGCCGUUUACCUUCCCGCAAGAGCGGUACCUAUUUAUCUACUUGCACUUUUACGUGCUUUCGAACUGCUAGGCUGGCAGGAGCAGCCGAGGUGGUUUAACCAACAGUGCCACCCAUGUCCCUUUAUGUUUUUAUAUAUGCUGGUAAAACGUGCAAUUUUAAAAAGUGCUUUACUAUGUUUUUAUAUAUGCUGGGGAGGGAUGCAGGUGGCGCUGUGGGUUAAACCACAGAGCCUAGGACUUGCCGAUCAGAAGGUCAGCGGUUCGAAUCCCCGCGACGGGGUGAGCUCUCAUUGCUCGGUCCCUGCUCCUGCCAACCUAGCAGUUGGAAAGCACGUCAAAGUGCAAGUAGAUAAAUAGGUACCACUCCAGUGGGAAGGUAAACAGCGUUUCCAUGCGCUGCUCUGGUUCGCCAGAAGUGUCAUGCUGGCCACAUGACCUGGAAGCUGUACGCCUGCUCCCUCGGCCAAUAAAGCGAGAUGAGCGCCGCAACCCCAGAGUCAGGGGUCCCUUUACCUUUAUAUAUGCUGGGAGCUGCCCAGAGUGGCUGGAGCAACCCAGUCUGAUGGGCGAGGUACAAAUAAACCCUGGGACAGCUUUAGGUUUGAUGAGGCCCUAAGCUACUGAAGGUAAUGGGGCCCUUUAUAUGUUCAGCUGUUCUUUGUCAACAACAAUUUGUUGCUGUUUUUAUGUGCUGAGUAUAUGCUAUGCAGUAAUUUAUGGACCUAAUAGGUAUCUAAAGGUAUUUGCACAUAACAAAAUAGGAGCCUACACAACACAAAACACUGUUGCUGUAUGUAGGUUUUAUUUGUUUUUUAUCUUAUAUUUUGGAAAUGUACAGCCAGUUUUUUCCCUUUAAUUUUUUUGGGGGCCCCUAAGCUAUAGCUUGUUUAGCUUAUACUUAAAUCCAGCACUGAAUAAACCACAGCAACAAUAAUAAUUGCAUGCCAGAAAAGAGGAGAGUUAGAUAAAACUCACUUUCAACAACAAUAAUAAUUGCAUGCAAGGAAAGAGGAGAGUUAAAUGAAACUCACUUUCAUCUGCUGAAAUGUGAGAACUAAUCUCUGCAACCUGAGUGGUGAAUCUUAAAAUUGAUGAAGUUGACCCAGAGUGGCUGGAGCAGCCCAGUUGGAUGGGCGAAGUACAAAUGAAAAACAAUAAUAAUUGCAUGCAGGAAGAGAGGAGAGUUAAAUAAAACUCACUUUCAACAACAACAGCAAUAAUAAUUCCAAGCCAGAAAAGGAGUGUUACAUAAAAUUCUCUUUCAUCUGCUGAGAUGUGACAACUCAUCUCUGCAACCCAAGUCAUGUCACAAUUGAUGCAGUUGUCAUAGCUACGUGAAAUUGAUUUGAAAUGGUUAAUAGUGAGAUGGUAUUAAAAUGUGUAUUAUGUGGCUCAGAAUGGUGGACUGCAAGAUGUUUUAUUACCCUUGUGCAAAGUUAACAUGGGAUGGGUGAUGAAUACAUUGAUAGUAAAAUCUCCCUGGCAAUGGCAUGAAAGGUUUGGACAACUAAUGCCAAUGUUGCAGCAACAAUAAUAAAAUAAGGAAAUGGGUACUACACAUUUCUUCAGUGCUUAGGUUAACAUUUUGAAGCAUAUUCUCCUCUUUGAAUCUUUUGCAUCAUAAACUAACAGCAAAUAAUGUGAUGCUUGAAAAAGGAAAAUAAGUGUUGAUGUAACUGUUUUUGAAUCCACAGUAUCUUAGAUUAUUAGCUUGACUAGGAGGACUUAUGGCAGUUAUAUAGCUACCCUGAAAUCUUUGAAAACUCAACUACAUGAGUCUGAAAAAAUCUGCCCCGGAAAUGUGUGUCAGCCUUGGGUAGAUAUUGCCCAGCCCUCGCUGAUACUCAUCACGAAGUUGUUACAGUAAGUGCCACACUUUUAACAAUUGGAAAAAGUUGCAGUUCUGAGUACCCUUGGGUACCCCCAGAAAAAGCACUGAGAGUUAGGAUCUCCAUCCUUGUCAGCUGUAAUAGUAAUAAAUACUGGGUUGAAACUAGAAACCAGAGCUACAUUUAGCCUACAGUAUUUCUGGAGAUCAACUGCUUAUGUCAUCAUUUAAGAUGCUAAGUCUGUUCUGCUGCCUUGCAAAGAGACUCCAGUCCCAUAUACAGUGGUACCUUGGUUUACAACCAUAAUCUGUUCCGGAGGUCCGUUUGUAAACCAAAACAGGUUGUAACCCAAGGCGCGCUUUUGCCAGUGGGGCCUCCAAAAGAAAUUUGUUCGUAAUCCAAAAAAAUGGGUUGGAAUCCAAAAAAAUGUUGCAAACUGGGACACGCACUUCCAGGUUUGAUGUGUUUGUAAUCCAAAACGUAUGCAAAGCAAGACACAGGCAAACCAAGGUACCACUGUAACGAGCUCUAGAGACUCCGUAAAACUGUGUUCUAGUAAAAAAUUAGUUUCUAGUUAUGGGAAGAAUUAAAAUUGCUUGAAAAUAAUUCUUGCAUGUGUCUUAUCCUUGGCUUUUAAAAGAAUGGUGUCUAAAAAAAUUGAUCCUCUCUCUUUCUCUUCCCUCUCCCCUGCAGUGCCUUGCAUUCCAUGACGUUUCCCCACAAGCUCCAACCCAUUUCCUAGUAGUUCCAAAGAAGCCUAUUGCUCAGAUAUCUCAAGCGCAAGAUUCUGAUGAAGCUGUAAGUAUUGCACAAAGGCUUUUAAGUGGUGUUCUGCUUUUUGACUUUUCAGCAAAGCUAAGAAUAAAUGCUGCUCUUAUCUCGCUUCCCACUACAAGCUUUCCAAACAAAUCCUAAAACCAUUCUGUUGUAUGCCUCAAACCUUUUUUGCUCUUGUGUUGCGUAUAAGAACCACAACAGAGGUUGCAUCUUCCUGGUGCUCUGUGGACUAUAGUUUGCUCUAUUUUUUAUUAUUUUUAUUUGCUUGCAUUUCUAUUCUACCGUGCUUCCAUUGCAGAAAUUAGGUAGUGGAUUAAUUUCUGAUGUUACCAUCAGAAUUACCAUAUAUGUUUGCUCAUGGGACAACUUUAUUGCAUCAGAAAUUAUCCUUGGAUGUACCUGAAAUUAGGAAUAGAUAGAUACAGAACCUGUGCUCCUUGAGGUGUUGGACUUACACCUCCCAUCAUUCCUGACAAUUGUCCAUGCUGAAAGAAGUUCCCCGUCUCUGCCUUGAACCCAUUCUGAGAAAGUGUGGUGUAGUGCUUGGGGGUGUCUGGGUUCAAAUCUUCAUUCAGACAUGAAGCUCACUAGGUUUCCUAGGCCAGUCACCAAUUCUCGGCCUAACCUACUUCACAGCCUGUUGUGAGGAUAUUAUGGUGGAAGAAGGCACAUAUAUGCCAUCUUGAGCUCCAUGAAGGAAAGGUGGAAUAUAAAUGCAAAAAUAAAAUCUUACUGUCUGUUUUUAGUUAUAUAAUUAUGAAUUUUAAAACGACCAGAUUAUGUCCUCGUGGUCAAGCUUAAAAGUGUACAGUCCAUUUAUAUUGGACAAGCGUGCAUCACUACUUUAAUAAACAAAAGUCAGGAGACAUGAAAUGUCAAUUGCUCUGAUAUGAGGCACUAUAAUGUAAAUAGUUUUCCCAUUUUGCAAGUAUAGUUGGUUGGCACUAUACAACUAUUCAGUGCAUGCCAGGAAAGAGGAGAGUUAAAUAAAACUCACUUUCAUAUGCUGAAAUGUGAGAACUCAUCUCUGCAACCCGAGUCAUGAAUUGAUGCAGUUGUGAAAUUGAUUUGAAAUGGUUAAUAGAAAACAAAAUGGUGUUAAAAUGUGUAUUAUGUGGCUCAGAAUGGUGGAAUGCACAAUGUUUUAUUGCCCUUUUGCAAAGUUAACAUGGGAUUGGAAAUGAAUAGGUUGAUAUUAAAAUUUCCCUGGCAAUGACAUGAAAGGUUUGGACAACUAACACCAACAUUCCAGCAAGAAUAAUAAAAUAGGGAAACGGAUACUACACAUUUCUUCAGUGCUUAGGUUAACAUUUUGAAGCACAUCCUCCUCGCUGGUUCCUUUGCAUCAUAAACUAACAGCAAAGAAUGUGAUACUUGAAAAAGGAAAAUAAGUGUUGGUGUAACUUUGCUUUUUCAUCCACAGUAUCUUAGAUUAUUAGCUUGACUAGGAGGACACAUGGCAGUUAGAUAGUUACCCUUAAAUCUUUGAAAACUCAACUAGAUGUCUCUGAAAUAUUUGCUCCUGAAAUGUGUAUUUAUUGAUUUACGUAUACACAAAGUCUUGGCUCAAGUUCUUUUUUCAUUAUUUUGAACAACGAAUGAACCCCAGGAGUGAUUCAGGAACUUCUCAAGAAGGGUGUGGAAAACCACAAAACAUUAGGGGCUGCUAGAUCAACCUGUGUGUGAACUUUGAAGAUUAUGUUUCUAGCUAGAGGCAAGAUCUGUGAGUCCCACUUUAGGCAGCGCUUGAAAAGGAGUGAAUUGACGUCCAUCUGAGGGAUGUUGAAUAUCUGAAACUCCUGGUGGCAGUGUAUAUGUGCACUUUUCCAACUGAACACUCCUUAGCUGCUCCAUAAAAUCUGAAUGUUUGCUUUAUUGGUGUGUUUUUCUUUUUCUUUUCCCAGCUUCUCGGACACUUAAUGAUUGUGGGCAAGAAAUGUGCAGCUGAAUUAGGCUUGACGAGGGGAUACCGAAUGGUGGUGAACGAAGGGCCGGAUGGCGGUCAGUCUGUCUACCAUGUGCAUCUCCAUGUCCUCGGUGGCCGUCAGAUGGGUUGGCCUCCAGGUUAAGAAGGUGGGAAGAAAGGAUCUCACCCCCCAACUAUCUCUUGAACACCCUCAACAAAUAUUCUCAAAAUCCAACUGUGAUCAAUACCUUCAGCCGCUUAACCUUUCCUGUGGAGUACAGUAGAAGUUUGCGCAAUCAUUGUUCAAUAAAGUUAUAAGCAUGUCGGCUCAUC